UGGCGCUAAAAGUUCAUUUCGAGCAAGUACGUCUAUUCCUUCUAAUUUCCUGACGAAAUUUUAUACAAAAUAAUGGUGAGUUAAUGUUUAAAUAAUCGGUUAAAAUGUACAGUGUAGGUCAAAUAGUACGUAUCAAGUGCGUCAACGUUCUCACCUACGACGAGGUAGAGAUACGUCCCUGCGAAAAAUUGAACUUGAUCAUCGGUGCUAACGGUAGCGGAAAAUCAACCCUGAUAUGCGCCAUAAUCCUCGGCCUAGGAGGCAAUCCAGCCGUCGUCGGACGAGCCACCGAACUCAAGAAAUAUGUUAAAAUUGGCUGCACCAACGCCAUGAUCGAAAUCGAGCUCUACCAUCCCGAUGGAAACGACAUCAUUGUUCGCAAAUAUAGCGUGAAGAACAAUUCUCGAUUUAUACUCAACGGACGCGAUAUCCCAGUCGAAAAGAUUCAAAAGCUGAUGCGAAAGUACAACAUUCAAAUCAACAAUCUGUGUCAAAUUCUACCUCAAGAGAAACUCGAAGAAUUCGCUAAAAUGAAUCAUCACGAAAGACUCGAAGGUACUAUAAAGACUGUUGGUAACAAAAACCUAGCAGAUUGGCUGGCCGAGUUGAAAGAUAGUAAAUCGAAGGAGGCUACGGUUAAAAAGAAACUCGACGGAUUGAGGCAAGAACUAGCCGUAGCGAUUAGAAAAAAAGACGAAUUAGCUGUCGAAGCUCGCAUCAUCAAAGAGAAAGAAUUCCUGAUCGAGAGCUUGAAACUAUUACAGCAACGUCGACGUUGGACGUUUUAUUAUCAUUUGAAAGAAACAUCACAGCGAAUCGAGCAAGCUUUGAAUGAUAAGAAGGAAAUAUGUCACAAUAUGGUCACCAUGUUACGAAAGUGCCGAACAAGUAUGCUAAGUUUACGUCGCGACGUGCGCGAUCAAGAUGCUGAAAUUGUUCAAAUCAGCAACGAAUUGCACCAGUUGAUAGUUCAAAUUAGAACUAAACAAAACGAAAUCGCCAGGAAUACCGAUAAAAUAGCCGAAAUCAAAGCGCAAUAUGUUCGCGAUAAGAAACGAAUCAAUUCGCAUCAGUCGGAUGUGCAAAAGUUGAAACACACUAUCGACCGGAUCAAGGAACAGAUCUGCGACGUAGACGAGCUUACCCAUCGUAUCGAACAAAUGCAAGUUCGAAUAACCGAUCAAGAAGAGAAAACUCGCAGAUUAUUCGAAAAGAAGAACCAGUUCGAUUACCAGGAAAGACGUAAAAUCGAAGAACUGAACGCUCUACAGAAUCGUCUGAAUCGACUGAACAGCGUUAGCGAUUACAAGAUGACUAUGCUCGAAUGUACGUAUCCGGAUUCGUGUAAAGCUCUGAAAUGGAUCAGUCAGAAUCGCCAGCGGUUUAGCGGACGCGUUUACGGUCCUAUUUUUUUGGAUUUGAACGUGAAAGAUGUGGCGAAUGCCAAGUACGUCGAAAUGAGCAUUGGUAAUCGCGAUCUGGCAGCUUUUCUGUGCGAAAAUAGUCAAGAUACUAAUACGCUGUUGGUAGAACUCGCGGAAAGGCAGAAUUUCAAAAUAAACGUCGUCACUGCUCCGAAUAUGUCUCUGGAAGAUAUUCGAUCGAGGUAUUCGAUGGAACAACUCAAACAGUACGGUUUCCAUUCGUACGUUUUCGAUUUCAUCACCGGACCUGAUCCUGUUCUGAUAUAUUUAGCCAAUGUCUACAAUCUGCAUAAUAUUCCUGUCGGUAAUAACCACACGUAUCAAGUCAGCGACCAAAUACCCAACGAUAUCCGAUUAUUUUUCACCGACAGAUUGAGAAUCUCUACUCAAAUAGCUUCGAUAACCAGACUACCUAUACAGAGCAGUGCGGAAAUCGUCGAAGCCAGAUUGCUCAAAGCGAACACCAAUCGUACCGAUACCGAAGACCUGAACCGUCAAAGAGAAGCCGUGCAGAGAGAUUUAGAACGUAUUCGAGCCGCGUACGAUGAAUUGAAACGCAACGUCGACGAAGGCGACGCCGAUUCGAACAAAUUAAAAGACGAGUGCCAAAAAUUGAAAGAACGACAAAGAGCGCAAAGUCAGUUCAAAGAACAACUGAAGGCGAAAAUGCGAGAUCUUCAACGUUUAGAGCGUAACACCGACGACAUAAAUGUGAUUCGUAAUAAAUGUAAUUUAACCAUUAAACUAACGCUGACUCAAGUUUGCAACCAGUUUAUCGAAGUUGGCGCCGUUUUCAACAAGCUAAUCGAAGGAUACAGUCGACUGCAGAUCGAAAAACUCGAAAAAGAGCAGCAAGAACGUGUAUAUUAUAAAAGUCUGCAAGUCACUAAUGAUUUCGUAUCGGCUAUCAAACAAGAAGCGAAAUCUCUACGUGCUCUCGAGUUAAAGAAAAGAAAAAUGCUCAAGUUCGCCGAAAUCGUUCAUCAGUGGGCUUUACAAGCGACUCGAGGCGUCGAUCCGGCUACUAAUCAGUUCGCGAAAAAGAAAUACUUCCAACGACUCGACUCGAACGUGAUCGUAUUGUAUCGUCUGAUAAAUAAACUACAAGCUAGGAUAAAUUGCUUGACCGGUUCGAAUAAAGGUAUGCAGACAUUCGUCGAGUAUCGUAGAUACACUAAGGAAGCUGAUCAACUCCAGAAGAAAAUCGAUAAAAAGGAAGAAAACCUUCGUAACUACUUCCAGCAUAUCGAAGAAGUUAAAGGUAAAUGGAUCGAAGAAGUCGAACGGUUGACUUCAACGAUAAACGAGAACUUCAGCAAGUUCUUCGCCAACAUGAAAUGCGCCGGAGAAGUAUCGUUCGAUCGAGGCGAAACGGGAGAAGAUUAUAAUAAAUACGGUAUCCAUAUUCGAGUCAAGUUUCGCGAAGAAGCCAGUCUUCAGAUUUUAAACGCUCAAACCCAGAGCGGAGGUGAACGAGCUGUUUCUGUCGCUAUCUAUUUGCUCUCUUUACAAGAACUUACUUCGGUACCUUUUCGAUGCAUCGAUGAAAUUAAUCAAGGUAUGGAUGCGGAUAACGAAAGAAGAAUAUUCAAUUUGCUCACUCAAGCUACCGAAGACCAGUGUAAUACGCAAUAUUUCCUAUUAACGCCGAAAUUAUUACCGAAUCUGCAGUUUACACCUUCGAUGCAAAUUCUUUGUCCAUUCAACGGCGUUGGAAGCAUUCCUCAUUCUCAGUUACCUGUUAGAUACGGUGGCGAUGAAACGUCCUCGUCUGAACAAAUGUCUCAGAUGUCACAAAUGUCUCAAAUGUCGCAGAUGUCUCAAAGGUCUCAGAUGUCUUCGCAAAGAAGCACUCAGAAGAGGUCCCAUUCACCGCAACCGUCUACGUCCAGUCAAGCGUAUUGAUGCUGAGUUAUGCACCGAAGUAGAUUCGAAGUGUAUUGAUAUUUUUGUUUGUUUUAAAUUUAGUUUUGUUUUCGUAUUCUUUCAUUUUUAAUAUUGGACGUUGUUCAUUAUGUUUUUUAUUCGUAGAAGUAAACCUACCUAUUUUUAGAA
Molecule: messenger RNA, 3479 nt
Organism: Planococcus citri (citrus mealybug)
Lineage: Eukaryota; Metazoa; Arthropoda; Insecta; Hemiptera; Pseudococcidae
Gene: SMC5
Product: structural maintenance of chromosomes 5
Exons: 4
Coding region: 105-3329 (1074 amino acids)
Biological process (GO): double-strand break repair via homologous recombination
Cellular component (GO): Smc5-Smc6 complex; nucleus
Molecular function (GO): ATP binding; single-stranded DNA binding; ATP hydrolysis activity
Source: RefSeq, a predicted model, not a curated record